AUGUCACUCACUCUUGCUCCUGCCGACCUUAAUAUUAUCAGGAAGAAGGACUUCCUUCUUCACCUCUUUGGCGAAGGCAUCUCCCACUCAAAGGCGCCUUUGAUGCACAACUACUUGUUCAAGAAGUUGGGUUGUGACGGUUAUGUUUAUGAAUGUUUGGAUUCGUAUGGUUUGGACGCUUUCAAGGAGCUUAUUGCUGCUAAUAAAGAUAGUAAGUCGUGGAGCGAUCUCAAGUACAUUGGUUCCGCAGUGACGAUGCCUUAUAAGGUCGCUAUCAUUCCACAUUUGGACGAGAUUGACGAAAACGCAAAGUCUGUGGGUGCUGUCAAUACCAUCUACGUUAGAUUUAAAGACGGAAGAGCGGUUAAUAUUGGUACCAACACUGAUACAGUCGGUAUCAGAGACGCAUUCGUGUUUAACGUGCCUGAGGUCGCUGCUACCGCCAAAGGCAAGCCAGGCUUGGUUUACGGUGGAGGAGGUGCGUGCCGUUCGGCUGUAUACGCCUUGAAAGAGUACUUGGGCUGCUCUAAAAUUUAUUUGGUGAACAGAUUCGCUUCUGAGGUCGAGAAGAUCCAGGAAGAAAUGGCUGCAAAUGGGUUCACCGGUGAAAUUGUUCACAUUGCUACACCAGAACAAGCCAAGGAAGUCGCAAACCCUCACUUGAUUGUAUUGGCUGUUCCUGACUUUGCUCCAGUUACUGAUGAAGAAAAGUUGGCCAGAGAGACCUUGGAUGUAUUCAUUAACCAGGAGAACAAGGGUGCUGUGCUUGAAAUGUGCUACCACCCAACCCAAAUCACCCGUCUCUACCUGGCCUUCCAUGAAGCCGGCUGGGACGUUGUGGGUGGUAUUGAAGCUAUGAUCUACCAAGGCUUUGCCCAACAGGUCUUAUGGACAGGCUAUUCCUUAGAUGAAAUGCCCACCAAAGACGUAGUGGACUAUGUGAGAGAGACCAUCGAGGAACCUUGUCUCAGACACGACAUGGUCGGCAUUAAAUUGUGA
Candidozyma haemuli is the source of this 999-nucleotide messenger RNA. Its product is annotated as shikimate dehydrogenase family protein. The record is from RefSeq and is a predicted model, not a curated record. The coding region runs from base 1 to 999 and encodes 332 amino acids. Gene Ontology annotation, molecular function: shikimate 3-dehydrogenase (NADP+) activity. Lineage: Eukaryota; Fungi; Ascomycota; Pichiomycetes; Serinales; Metschnikowiaceae. The transcript has a single exon. Gene Ontology annotation, biological process: chorismate biosynthetic process; shikimate metabolic process.